Messenger RNA from Maudiozyma saulgeensis, 801 nucleotides. NCBI's taxonomy places the organism in Eukaryota, Fungi, Ascomycota, Saccharomycetes, Saccharomycetales, Saccharomycetaceae. The record is from the annotation of a GenBank genome assembly.
AUGGAAACUAAUCAUGAAGAACUACUGGACGAAAUAUUGGCUAUUGAAGCAAUAUAUCCAGAUAACUUAGAGCGUAAGGUUGAAGAUUGCUCAAUUGUGAUAAUAAAAGUACCACAACAUGAAUAUAUAAAAAUUCAAAUAUCGUUUCCACCCGAAUAUCCAUCAACGUUGCCUCCUCGCCUAUUGGAUGUUAAUAUAAUUCCCGAUAAAAGUGAUGUAUUUGAUGCAAACUAUUUAAAACAAUUAUUUCAAGAAGUGUUAGAUUCUGUAUUCCAUCCAGGUAUAGUAUGUCUUUUUGAUUUCCUUACUGAGUUAGAUGCAGUUCUCUAUGAGGGAGAGGGACCUGGGGAAGAUAGUACAAGUAAACAACAAGACUUGAAAGAAUUAGUCCCAAUUGAUCCCUUCGAAGGUUGGUUUGCAUCCGAUCCAAUAACAGAUCGUGGAUCUACAUUUAUGGCGUUUGCUACUCAUAUCACAUCUGAAGAAGAUGCAUUUAUGAAGCUAGAUAUACUGAAAACUGAUACAAAAAUGAGGAAAGUAAGUCAUAUAAUGAGCGCAUGGAGGACGAAGGUAAAAAACGAGAACGGACAAGAAAUAAAAUAUCAGGAUUCAGAUGAUGAUGGUGAGGCAGCAGCUGGCUCAAGAAUGCUUCACCUGAUUACAAUUAUGGACGUUUGGGGAGUCAUGGUAAUAGUAGCUAGAUGGUUCGGUGGAGCACAUAUCGGACCUGACAGGUUUAGACACAUUAAUAGUACCGCAAGAGAAGCAGUUCUCCGGGCAGGAUUUAAAAACAGCCAAUAA